Molecule: messenger RNA, 541 nt
Organism: Oppia nitens
Lineage: Eukaryota; Metazoa; Arthropoda; Arachnida; Sarcoptiformes; Oppiidae
Product: protein CutA homolog
Exons: 3
Coding region: 25-516 (163 amino acids)
Biological process (GO): response to metal ion
Molecular function (GO): copper ion binding
Source: RefSeq, a predicted model, not a curated record
UAUUAGUAUUCAGUAAUCAAUUAUAUGUUUAAAGUGAGACAAUUGUUAGGCAAAUAUUAUCUCAUAUCUAGUGCUAUACUAAGCGCACGGCAACUACCGAUCGGUAAACCGUCAUCAAUGGCCACCACUGGUCACGGAUCGGCCGCAACACUGCCGCCGCUAACAACAACGAUGAUAAGUGCCGACCAAUUUUCAUUGGCCUACGUAACGGCGCCCGACGAUACAGUGGCCAAACAGAUAGCCAGCAAACUAGUUGCCGACCAAUUGGCCGCCUGUGUUAACAUCGUACCCGGUAUUACAUCCGUUUACCGAUGGAAAGGCAAUGUAGAAACCGAUUCGGAAGUUAUGAUGAUAAUCAAGACCCGUACCGACCGAAUCAACGAACUGACCGAACUGGUCAAAGCUAACCAUCCGUACGAAGUGUUUGAACUCAUAUCAGUGCCCAUCCAGAAUGGAAAUCCCGAUUACUUGAAAUGGUUGGAUGAAAGCAUACCUAAAAAAAUAGCUACCAAUUGAUUAAACCCUUUUAAUUACCGUAUAA